Messenger RNA from Tachysurus fulvidraco (yellow catfish), 3473 nucleotides. RefSeq names its product tripartite motif containing 107 (gene trim107). The transcript has 2 exons. The coding region runs from base 219 to 1814 and encodes 531 amino acids. NCBI's taxonomy places the organism in Eukaryota, Metazoa, Chordata, Actinopteri, Siluriformes, Bagridae. The record is from RefSeq and is a predicted model, not a curated record.
GACUGGCCAAGACCUCUGCUGCUCCCAAGUUGCAUCGACACAUUACUGCCGCGAGGGGCACCAAUUGUUUCGGGUUGGAAUUGCAUCUGUGAUCGUUGUGAAAAAUUCUCCGGUUGCUCUUCUCGUAGACAAUUGAUUGAACGGGGGCCAGCGGGACCAAUCAGAUUACAACAGUGGCCAGGGCCCCUGUGGCCCCGCCUCUUUUACUAAACAGUGAAAUGAACAGUAUGAGUUUUGUGUUGUGUGGAAGUGGACUCUUGACCCUGAUAAUCAUUGUUGAUUUUACAACUCUUUUUUUGUUUACACCACACUGCCAGAUCAAGCAUCAGGCAAAGUUACCAGAGAUGGCUUCAUGUGUUCCUGAGAAUCCUGUGGAACAGGAGCAAAGUUGCUGCAUUUGUCUCCAUCACUUUUCUAAUCCUGUGACACUUUGUUGUGGACAUUCGUUCUGCCUGAUGUGUCUGGAGAAGAGCAAGAGCUUUAAGGAAAGUUUAUCUGCCAAUCAUUGUCCAACUUGCAGAGCAGAGUACCAGAAUUCUGAAUUUGCACUUAAACUGGAAAAUACUACUGGAAAUUACUGGAAAGAAAUAGUUCAUGAUACGGUUGAAGUUGCACCUCCGAUAGAUGUGGACAGAAAAGAUGAGCCGUCUUGUUCUGCACAGGGACAAAUCGGAUGUGAAGCGAUGUGUUUCACUGGUAAAGAUGUUGCUGAUUAUGCAGACUGUAUAGAAUUAGAAAUAUCCGAUGAGCUAAGCAAAUACAGAUCUCGAUUAACUCCUGUCAUGAUGGAUAUCCAAGCCAAGAUUGAGCUUGUGGAUGAUCUGCUGUGCAAGACAAAGGAAAAAGAAGCAGGAGUCAAGACAGCAAACACGGACAUGAAAGCAGAAGUGAAAACCAUUCUGGAGGAGAUGGUGGAGCUUUUAAGGAGUUACAGCACAGCAGGGAUGGAGUUUCUAGAGGUCCAGUUAAAGCCAAAAGAGGAGAUGUUGGAGACCAGUGUUCAAACACUCUCAGACAUCCAUAGGCAGCUUAAGGAAACACAGCUCCAGGUUAACGCCUUGAUGGAAGAGCAAGAUGAGGCUAGAAUUUGUAAAGAGAUACCAGAGGUUGAGAAACAAGCUGCAAGACUGAUUGUAGAUCCUCAGAAAAUUGGAGCAAAUUCUGAGAAUGAGGCAAACAUCAACAUGACCCACAUGUGUGAGGAAAUGGACCACCGCAAUUCUGACCUUCGUCUCAAACUUGGAGCUGCCCAACGCCGUUUACGAAAUAUUCUCAACCCCUCUGAGGUGACAUUUGACUAUGAAACUUUGCAUCCUUGCCUGGUACUGUCUGAGGAUUGUAAAACUGUGUCCUUUAGUGUUGUCAAACAACCAUAUUCGACUGGGCCACAGAGGUUCACCAACUACUUUCAGGCUCUGAGUUCACAAAGCUUCUCCAAAGGAGAACACUGCUGGAUUCUGCAAGCCGAAGGUUGCCCAUGGGUUCUGGGGCUGUGCUAUGGGGGGCUGCCCCGCUCUGGUCCUGAAAGUGGUCUAGAAAGCAGAAGUGCAGCUUGGUGUCUAAUGUGGUACGAUAAUCUCCUUAGGGCAUAUGAAGGAGGAAGAGAAACCCCGCUCAAGCGUACCCCUUUUUUUCAGAAGUUGGAGAUCCGCCUUAGCUUCAACAAAAAUUGUGUGACGUUUUCUAGCAUAAGCAAUGUUACUGGAGCCAAAACUCAUCUUCAUACCUUUAAUGUGAGCUUCACUGAGCCUGUCUAUUUGGCUGUGAGAAUGAUGUCUGGUCAGCCAAAAGCUCAAAUAACACUUUGCGUGUAAUGUUAAAUCCGCCUCAUACGUUCAGCAUCUGCAGGUCUAUUUCACGUUCUCCUUGUCUGCAUAGGGUUCCUACAAAUUCAUCAGUUAUCAUUGUUAUUAUUCUUAUUAUUAUGUAACCUUACGUUACCUGAUUUGUAAUUGUUUGUAAUUUCACACACUUCUCACUGCAUCAUUACACUACACAGUUUUUCCUUUAGUAUUUAGAAUCUGGAUUUUUGUUGAGUAGGAAAAGCACAAUUCCUUAAAUCAACUGCUAGAUAAUUACUGAAUCACCUGAAUCAUUUGAUCAUCACUUGAUUGCAUCAGUUAGCAUUUGGUUGAACAUCUACAUGUUUCUAUUUAUAUCUGCUAUAAAUGCUGCUUAGAAGGAAUUAACUUGACAUGACAAACAUGAGCCUUCUGUCACAACACCAUCUGCCAUCCCUCGCCGGCCGCCAGAGGGAGCCCUUUCCAGAGUUUUAAUGACUAUGAAUUUAAUAUGCACAAGGGCUAUGCAAGGAUUCACAACAUGAAUAUUUGACAUGAAAAUGACCAAAGAUGAGUCAUUAGAUUUCAAGGAAGGAUUUUCUACUCCACAACCCCACAACUUAAAGAAAAGGGAUGUGUUCAGGGAUUUCCUGGUAUGCCACCAUAUAAUCAGUCUGAUUCUGCUAGAGGACCCUGAUGGAUGAGCUGAAGAAAGUAUUGUAUCCAACUGUAUACAUCUAAAACCUUUAUCUGUCACAUGUGAAGUUGAUAUGGAAGAAGAUAGAGGAAGCUGUGUUCCUUUCCAGAAUCCUGGAUCUUCUACUAAGUGUGGAGUAAAACGCUUAGGGAUCGAGCUGCUUUUAAAGAGGAAGAAUUCAUGUUGGGGUGCUGUGAUGUGGCCUGAAACAAAGUGUUAAAACUCUGAUGUGGACUAAUUUUCAAUAAUUACAUAUCUCCAAAGUGUGUGUUUUAUUCCUUUUUUAGAAGAAAUGGUGAAGUAGUUUAUUAGAAGAUAGGUAGGUUAUUUUGUCUACCAUGUAUCUCCCAGUGUAGCUUUAGUUAACCUCUUUAAAGUCAUCUUGCAUUUCAAAUUCAGUUUUGUCAAAAUCCUGGCUGAUGCAUAGUUAUCGAUUAGAUUAUGAUUUAGCAUUGUGCAUGUGCGUCAGAUUUUACAUUUCUGUAUGUUACUAGGAGAUUCAAGUUGUUGAAUUAGAAAUGGCUUUUUCAGCCAAAGUCCUUCAUUUGCAUUCAUCUUCAGUUACUGGUGGUUUCCUGAGCUUAUCAUAUUCUCAGGGGUGAUUUUUUUUAUUUUAUUCACUUUUUGUUUUUAUAUAUAUAUUUUUAAAUGUAUUUCAAUUUCAUAAUGCUCUAUUGGUUUCAUUACUUUUACUGCAAAUAAAAAAUAAGCUGAACAGAAAAGAGACUUUUUGAACAGUUUAUAAUUAGACUGCACAAAGUGCUUAUCUGUUCUAGUUUCUCCUUUAAAGGCAUUUUGUGGAUAGAAAAUAAUACACAUAUUUUGCAAUUAUUACACCUGUAAGUGUAAAAUUCCAUAUUACAGAGAUGUAAACAAGACAAGCUGAAAAAACAGCCUUACUGAAGUAGACAUUUCACACUGUAAUCAUUAGACAUGAUUGUCACCGAUAGGCUGCAUGAAUCUUCAGUUUGGUAAUAAAUUUCAGUUCAAAUAAA